AUUGGAGCCACCGACAGACAGCAUGCAGCAUCGCGCGGCGGCGUCCAUUCGGAAGUCCUUUCUCCGCUACUUUGAGCAACAUGGACACACGUUGGUCCCGAGCAGCUCGUUGGUUCCAUCCUCCGACCCGACGCUUCUGUUUACAAAUGCGGGCAUGGUCCAGUUCAAACAAGUGUUUCUCGGCCACGAGACCCGCGACUACACCCGUGCAACGUCCUCGCAACGAUGUGUCCGUGCCGGUGGCAAGCACAACGACCUCGACCAAGUAGGGUUCACCGCUCGGCACCACACGUCGUUCGACAUGCUGGGCAACUUUUCCUUUGGCGACUACUUCAAGGAGGAAGCGAUCUUCCACGCAUGGAACGUGCUGACCAAAGAAUUCGACCUUCCCAUCGAUCGACUGCACGUGACCGUGCUGGACAACGACGUCGAAGCCAUUGAAUGGUGGCGGAAGAUUGCCCAGUUGCCCGACGACAAGAUCCACCGCCUCGGCUCCGACGACAAUUUCUGGGCCAUGGGGGACACUGGGCCUUGCGGGCCCUGCUCCGAGAUCUUUUUCGACCAGGGCGAGGCGUUCUCCAACUACGACGACCGGUACUUGGAGCUGUGGAACCUCGUGUUUAUGCAGCAAAAUCGGCUGGGCGAUGGCUCGUUGCUGCCGCUUCCGACGCCGUGCGUUGACACUGGUAUGGGGCUCGAGCGCAUGGCGUCGGUGAUGCAAGGCGUCAUCUCCAACUACCACUCGGAUGUGUUUACCCCGCAUUUGCAUGCCGUGGCCGCGGCAUUGGACUUGCAAAAUGGACGCGCCUCCUCCAGGUUUCAAGACGCGGUGGCCGAUGAAUUGCGGUUGAAUCGAUUUGGAACUGACGUGGACAUUCAAAUCGUGCGUGUGUUGGCCGACCACUUGCGCACGGCGUACGCGCUCAUGGAGGAUGGCGUGUUUCCGUCCAACGUUGGACGCGGGUACGUGCUGCGGCGCAUCCUUCGCCGCGCCAUGCGAUUCGCCCAGCAGGCGGGGGUGCCCCAGCCAUUCUUGUCUCGGAUUCCGAUGUUUGGUGAAGGGGAGAGAAAAGGUGUUGUCCAGCUCCAAGCGGUCGUGGACAACGAAGAGAGAGCAUUUUAUGCCAUGCUAGCUCAAGGCACCAAGGCCGUCGACAAACUGCUCCACCACCCCCACACGAAAAGUUAUCUCACUGGCCACGACGCGUUCUUCCUGUAUGAAACCUACGGGCUUUCCAUCGAUAUGACGGAAUCCAUCGCCGCGUCGUUUCAGGCGACGGUCGACACGGCAGGAUUUGACGCUGUCCGCCAACGUCACCAAGAAGCCAUCGCCGCCGCCAGCUCCCCACUCGGUCUAUCGACUUCCAACGACGACGACGACGACCAGACCCACCACCAUGUGCUCGUUCCGACCCCGUUUGUCGGCUACGACACGACAGUCGUACACAACGCGACCGUCUUGCAAGCGUCUCGAGUGAAGCAUCAAUCCAAGGCAUCGAGUAAACAUCCAGCCGUCGUGGCGCUGGCGCUAUCGCCGUGCCCGUUCUACGCCGAAGGGGGUGGCCAAGUGGGGGACCGGGGGUGGGUAUCUGUGACGGGGUUCGAUGCCCCAUGGCCAGUAGUCAACACGGUUCGGGCAGGGCCAGAAACGAUCCAUGCGCAUGUCCAAGCCCCGACCACAGUCGACGAUGCGAUUGCCCAUCUGACGGCCCAGCCCACGGUCACCGCAACGGUCGAUGCGCAGGUCCGGCUGCGGGUAGCCGCGCACCACUCGGCGACCCAUGUGCUCCAAGCCGCACUUCGAGAAACGCUAGGCGCCCACGUGACCCAGUGCGGGUCGUACGUCGGACCCGAUCGCCUUCGCUUUGACUUUGCGCACUUUGGCGCGGUUACAGACGAAGAGUUGCGCGCAGUGGAAGUCCGCGUCAACCAAGUCGCGUUGGACAACGUCAGUGUGCACGCGGACGAAAUGGACAAGGCCACGGCACAGGCCAGUGGCGCCAUCGCCACGUUUGGUGAAAAAUAUGGGGACCUCGUCCGGGUGGUCCAGGUGGGGUCCGUGUCGAGUGAAUUCUGUGGGGGGACCCACGUGUCGUCGACGUCGGCCCUGGUGCCGUUUGUGAUUCUCAGUGAAGCGUCGGUAGCUGCGGGCACUCGUCGUAUUGAAGCCGUGGCAGGCCUGGAAGGUAUCAAGCGAUUGCAAGAAAAGAACCAACUGCUCGAAGACAUUGCAGGGCAGCUCAACACGGUGCCUGCCAUGGUGACCCAAAAGCUGGCGCGCCUCGACGCCCAGCAAAAAGCGUUGGAGGGUUUCAACCAAUCGCUGACCGACCGCUUUGUGUACGGCCCCGUGCCUCGUCCGUCCAAGACCGUCGAGGGAACUUGGGCUUUGAGUGGCACUGUCGUCACUUUGCACUUGCACGAGAUUGCCGAUCUGUCCCUACCACCGACAGCCGACAAGCCAUUGGUCAACUUGUACAUGACAGCGCUGCGUCGACGAGCUGAACAUGUGGCCAAACUCGACUCGGCGGCAGUGCAUCUGGUUGUGAUGGGCGACAGUGUCAUUUGUAUGGGCAAUGGCCACGUGAAUGCUGGAGAGGCGCUAAAGCAACUCAUGCAAGGGGUGGGCCACGGGGGGGGGAGUAAGAGUUGCGGGCAAGGCAAGUUGCGUCCAACGGCGACUGUGGCUGAUGUGGUUACAGCGGUGACUCAGUGUUUGCAUUAAGAGCCACUACUACUACUGUACUACCAGGAGAUGUGAUAGAAUAGAGAGUAGAUAGUAGAUAGAUCUUGUUGUUGCCGGGUAAAGUCUUCAUGCAGGACGAUCAUGAUCUC
Aphanomyces astaci is the source of this 2835-nucleotide messenger RNA. Its product is annotated as alanine-tRNA ligase. Bases 23 to 2725 code for a protein of 900 amino acids. Gene Ontology annotation, biological process: alanyl-tRNA aminoacylation; tRNA modification. The record is from RefSeq and is a predicted model, not a curated record. Lineage: Eukaryota; Oomycota; Saprolegniomycetes; Saprolegniales; Verrucalvaceae. The transcript is spliced from 8 exons. Gene Ontology annotation, molecular function: nucleic acid binding; alanine-tRNA ligase activity; aminoacyl-tRNA deacylase activity. Gene Ontology annotation, cellular component: mitochondrion; cytoplasm.